Quercus lobata is the source of this 1874-nucleotide messenger RNA. RefSeq lists its product as uncharacterized. The record is from RefSeq and is a predicted model, not a curated record. The transcript is spliced from 13 exons. Bases 34 to 1725 code for a protein of 563 amino acids. Gene Ontology annotation, cellular component: Set1C/COMPASS complex. Gene Ontology annotation, biological process: positive regulation of DNA-templated transcription. Lineage: Eukaryota; Viridiplantae; Streptophyta; Magnoliopsida; Fagales; Fagaceae.
UCACAUUUUAUAUUGUAGGAUGUUGAGAGCUUGAUGGAGUCUGUAGAGCAACUUCCCCAUUCACGUGCCUCUGGUCCUUUAUGCAGCUCGUUGAUUGUUGGCAUUAAAUGGUUUAAGAAAGCCGCAGAGGCAAUCUCUGUGCCACGCGGUUUCAAAAGAUGCAAUUUGAGUGAUGUUGAAGAAAUUCUUGCUGAGAAUACCAAUGUCUCCUUUCCAGUGAUGGUUGGUCAACUUGAAAAUUCUAUCCAGAAACAUAAGCUGUGGCAAGAACAAGUGCUUCAGUUUUUCAAUCUAAAGCUUGAGCAUCGAUCUUGGUCUCAAAUGCUAGAGCUCAAGGAACUUGGAAAUGCUGUUGCUUUUAGUUGCUCAGAACUCGAUAUGGUCUUAUGUAAAGUUGAAAGGGUUGAGAAGUGGGUGCAGCGCUGCAUAGAUGUGAUUGGAGAGAACAAUUCUUUGCUUGAUGCUUUACGAAAGAUAAAGCAGACUCUAGAUAGAUCUUUGUAUAUAUAUGACACGUCAUGCCCCUGUAAAACCAGAAACUUAUGUGUCUGCUGCUCCAAUGAUAAUGAUGACCUGGCGCUUCUUACUUGUUCUACAUGCAAGUACUGCUAUCAUUUGCGGUGCCUAGGACCAACGACAAUAGAUUCAAAUCAUGCCGAAGAGUAUAUAUGUUGUUAUUGCCAAAUUUUGGAGGGUGGAUCAAUUUUUCAAAAUAAAGGCGGUCCUAUGAGAUUGGGAGGGAAGCGUCCUGAAUUACAAAUGCUUGUUGAACUUCUAUCUGAUGCUAAAGACUUUUCUUUGUGGAUUGAGGAAAGAGAUGUAUUGGAACAGCUUGUGGAUCAAGCUCAGGCAUGCAGAACUUUCUUGACAGAAAUAGUCAAUUUUGCUUUAGCUUAUUUUGAUAAAGAUCUCGGUGUGGUCUCUGAAAAAUUAACUACUGCUCUUAAGGCCAUUGAAGUGGCAGGUCUUUAUGAUCAUCAAGCUAAUCACAGCCUUGAGCUGGCAUUAACAAGAUACUCUUGGAGAUUCAAAGUCAAUAGGUUAUUAGGGGGUUUACAAAAGCCCACGAUCCAACAGAUUCAGCAGCAUUUGAAAGAGGGUCUUUCUAUGAGCAUUCCACCUGAAGAUUACUAUAGGCAAAGACUUACGGAAGUGAAGCGUAUUGGCUUGCAGUGGGCAGAACGUGCCAGGAAGGUUGCAACUGAUUCUGGAGUUCUUAGUUUAGAUAAAGUUUUUGAACUUAUCAUGGAAGGUGAAAAUUUGCCUUUUUACUUGGAGAAGGAAAUUAAGUUACUACGAGAACGAAGUAUGCUUUAUUGUAUUUGUCGAAAGCCAUAUGAUCAGAGAAAAAUGAUUGCUUGUGAUCAAUGUGAUGAGUGGUACCAUUUUGAUUGCAUUAACUUAGUUUCCACACCAAAGGUCUACAUCUGUCCUGCUUGUAAGCCUCAACAACAAGACUUGUCUGCAACACCUUCAGUUGAUCUUGAUAGAUCAAUUAGUGUCAAGUUUGUAGAGCCUAAAACACCUUCUCCUAUACAUACAAAGAAACUGAAAGAAGCUGAGCCUAGUCCAAGGCAAAAGAUGCUUUCAAUUACAGAUCAUAGUAAUAGUUUUAGCAGUGGGAUUGAACGCUUAUGGUGGCGAAAUCGGAAGCCCUUCAGAAGAGCAGCAAAAAAACGUGCUGAGCUUGAAAUUCUUUCCCCAUUUUUCCAUGUACAACAAUAAAACUGGAAGUAGAUGGUUAUCAAUCAUUUAAUUUAUUCAAUUGAUUUUUAUGAUUUCCGCUCAAUUAUCUGUUUUCAGCUCCUUGAGAAAUAAUAAGAAAAUUUUGUCCUAUAAACAUGUGCUCAUCUGCAUGUGAAAAUUUUUGAGCA